Messenger RNA from Mytilus trossulus (common blue mussel), 1071 nucleotides. RefSeq names its product GTPase IMAP family member 7-like. Gene Ontology annotation, molecular function: GTP binding. The coding region runs from base 1 to 1071 and encodes 356 amino acids. The transcript has 3 exons. Lineage: Eukaryota; Metazoa; Mollusca; Bivalvia; Mytilida; Mytilidae. The record is from RefSeq and is a predicted model, not a curated record.
AUGGUCAAGACACUAGAAUGGGAACCACUAGCUAAAAGACGAAGCAACCAUCGACUCGCCAUGCUUUACAAGAUACAGCAUGAGCUAAUGGACAUUGAUGCCAGUUCCAUCUUACGUGCAAACGAUCGGCAUACUAUAAAAGAAAAAGAGCUGCGGAUAGCUUUAGUGGGGAAAACGGGAGUAGGAAAAAGUGCAACUGCAAAUACCUUGUGUGGAGAGAAAAAAUUUCAGUCUGGCACGGUAGCGGCCAGUGUGACACAGAUUUGUCAACAAGAGAAAACAAAGAUACAUGGAACCGAGGUUUUAAUUAUUGACACUCCAGGGAUAUUUGACACAGAAAUCGAUCCAAGUAUCAUUGAAAACGAAAUAAAAAGAUGCGUCCAUAUCGGUGCACCAGGUUUACAUGCUGUUCUUUAUGUAAUGGAGAUAGGGAGAUUUAGAAAGGAAGAUAUAAACGCAAUAACGGAAUUUCUGAGAUUUUUCGAAUGCGAAAUGAGGGACCGAGUGAUCGUUGUUUUCACAUAUGGUGACAAACUACAGAAAAGUGGGACAAGACUUGAAGAAUUUCUACAAAAAGCUCCAAUGUUCUUAAGAAAUUUCCUGGAUGACUGUCAAAAUCGUUGUAUACUUUUUAACAAUGAAUUCAACAAAGAACAGAGCUCAGAGCAAAUUGGUGGCCUUUUAAGGAUGGUCGAGGCACUUAAAAAAUCUAACGAAUUCGCAUAUUACUCUGAUGCCCUAUUCAAGAAAGCAGAGGAAAGAAUUCGGGUACGAGAACUGGAAAUCGAAAAGCGACUGCAGGAACAAUACAAAGAAAGGCAAGCACAAUUCGAGAGAACAAUGAAAAUUGAAAUGGAAGAUCAGAUGCGACAAGAAAGGAUAGAAGAACUUAUUGAAAUGGAAAAAGAAUACACAGAUAGAUUGGGGAAAGUCCGUGAGGAAGUCAGAAACGAAAUUUGUGAAAAAAUAGUAAAUGCACAAUUCUCUAAUGAGUUGAGUAGACUUAGGAGCAUCAUUCCUGAAACAGUUCCUUGUAGUAUCGAUCGUGAGAGCAUUUACAUAGUGAUUUGA